AUGUUUGCAUCCGCUGGACAACACCCUCAAAUUGUUCCUAAAGAAGAGGAAUCUAUACUAAACUACCUCCUUGAAGUGAGAUCUUCCUUGGCUAAACUAAAGCAAAACAGGACUCAAUAUUUAAAUUCUAAGGAUGUUCAAACUACUUACCAACAUGUUUUAACCAAAGUCAGAGAGUUGGAUGAUAUUAGGAAAAACAGUCAUGAGACUCCGGCUAAAAGCGCCGCUACUUUGAUUCAUAACACCGAAUUACAUAACAGAGUUGACUCCGUGCUGGAUGACGUCUUUCAAUUGCUCUCGCUGUGCUUUUUGACUGUUGGCCUAAAAAAUUCUGCACCUGCGACUUAUGCAUCGUUAUCUACUGUGGAAAGUCUUUUGGAACAUUUAAAUGAAUCGAACGUCUUCACUCAUCACGAUUUGAGUCCUAUCAAGGAAAGAUUGGAUGAAAUCAGCAAGAUCGUCGAACAAAAAAACUCAAGUCCUAUGUACGAUGAGGAUGGAAAUGAUGACCGAUUAAGAGAAAUCGAUAACGAAAGAAAAAAAAACAAAAUCGAGGAAGAUCUAUUACUACGUGCUAAAUUGAAGCAUUGUAAAGACGAAUAUGAUACAUUGGAAAGCAAAUUGGAGGAAAUCGAUCCGUCUUUGUCUACUGUGAUGGAAAAAUUAUUCCGAAUUAGGAGAGGAUUAUUAUCAUUAGUUGCAUCUGCUAAGAAAACAAUAUCUAAACCUAGUGUUAAUACCAACUCUUUGUUGCAGGAACAAAAUGAUUUGCAAAGAAACAAUGAAAGCUUGACGGAUGACAAGCAUUUAGUAUCCCAAGAAUACGUCCAUGAGAAAUUAUCAGCUUUGAAGAACGAAUUAAGUGAGUUAGAAUCUAAUCGUGAUGAUUCUGGUAAAUUCAAGUCCUUGGAGUCUCAUCAGGUGGCAGAAAACGGCCAAAGUGUUCUUAAUGGUCUAUUGGAUGAUUGCCAUGAUUUAGUUAACGAUUUAUCACAUCAAAAAAAUGGCGGGUUGACAUUAGAUCCAUAUCUGCAACCAAUAUAUGAACAGCUAAUUGAUAUAAAGACUACCUUAGAAAAUUUGAUGAUCACAAGAAGAUGGACUUUGAGAGAAACCGAUUUGUUCUCUUACCAAAAAAAAUUGAACGAAAUUGAUAACAAAAGGAUUAACGGUAAGUUCCCAACAAAAUCCCAGGACUCAAAGGGACAGUCAAUACUAUUAUACCUGUUGCGUAGAUGUUAUGCCAUAAUUUAUAAAUUGUUGGAAAGUUCAGAACCUGUAUCUGAGGCGUUACAGCCAAUUCAUAAUCAACUAUCUACAGUCCGUCGUUGUCUAUUGGAAUUAAAGAGAAUGGGAGGCGUGAAUAACGAAAGAGAGUUGUAUCCCUAUCAAAUGAAGUUAGCUUCAUUGGACAACCUGAGAACUGACGGUAUAUUUUAUGACUCUGAUGGUAAUAUACCUGAAGGCCAAGGUAUACUGAAUGCUUUAUUGGCAGAAUGUUUUGAUAUCUUGCAUGAAUUGAAAGUGGAAGCUGAGGAAAAAGCACAAAACUCUACUUCUAGUGAUGAUUCAGACGAUGAAGAUAAUGGAGAAUCGAUUGUAGACUCGAACUCAAACGACAGCGAACCUGAAUCUGAAUACCAACAAGAAUAG
Molecule: messenger RNA, 1653 nt
Organism: Saccharomyces paradoxus
Lineage: Eukaryota; Fungi; Ascomycota; Saccharomycetes; Saccharomycetales; Saccharomycetaceae
Gene: CUB1
Product: Cub1p
Exons: 1
Coding region: 1-1653 (550 amino acids)
Cellular component (GO): nucleus; cytoplasm
Source: RefSeq, a predicted model, not a curated record